Molecule: messenger RNA, 9973 nt
Organism: Galleria mellonella (greater wax moth)
Lineage: Eukaryota; Metazoa; Arthropoda; Insecta; Lepidoptera; Pyralidae
Product: apoptosis-resistant E3 ubiquitin protein ligase 1
Exons: 16
Coding region: 200-3037 (945 amino acids)
Biological process (GO): protein polyubiquitination; negative regulation of apoptotic process; positive regulation of protein catabolic process
Molecular function (GO): ubiquitin-protein transferase activity; protein binding
Source: RefSeq, a predicted model, not a curated record
UCAAUAUAAAGUCGUGGAUAAAAGUUAGUUUAGUAAUGUCACAAUAAAUACAAGCAUGAAACGGAACGUUCUGCAGUAAACUGCAAUGACAUUAUGUCAAUAAAAUGUCAUUGUCAAAAACAUUUAAGGCCGUCCUUGUUUAUUUAUUUUUCGCGAAUUUAAAUUUUCGAUAUAAUAAUGUUAUUAUGAUUAAAUAAAUAUGUACAAACAAAUUAACUAUUACGGCACUACACUGUUUCUAUGUUUAAUUAUUUAUUUAGCGCGCUUAGUAUUAACUGAAAUAUUUGAAGACGAGAGUUUGCGAGUGGACGAAUGGUUAGAGCAGAACGAUCUAGCAGAUUACAAGAAACUAUUCAGAGAUUAUGGUAUCUCCACUCUGUCGGGAUGUGGUUCGCCGGACCACCUGGACCGGUUGCCGGAGCUCCCGGCGGCGGACGAGAAGCGCCUGCGCCGCGCCGCCCAUGUCCUGCAACAACGACUCGUGCUGCGCCAGUGGUUGUCGACGCACCGAUUGCAGCAUGCUUAUUCCAAAUUACUUAGUCUGGACGUGUCAUCUCUCGAAGAUGUGUACUGGCUCGAAGACUCGACCACGAGACACGUGCUGGAUCCCAAAGACUUCGGGGCGUGGUCGGCAGCGCGGCAGAGCUUGCCCACAGGAAAGGAGGCGUUGCAAACCCUCAAAUCGGAUCUCUGGAGCACUGUGGUGAAAAACAGCAAACAUCAGGACGCGUGGACAUGGGGGGGCAUGCUGGUGGUGUCGGUAUCUGUGUGCGGGCUGGUCACCCUGGCGGCCAUGACGCAGCCCUCGCUCGCGCCGGAGGCCAAGCACUCGCUGCUGCAGUACGUCACUGGGAAGUACUUGUACGCUCCCAGCUGUAAGGUGGAGUGGGGAUGGGAGGAGCCCCAGCAAGUGGGAGAAACCAUGUGCUUCACAGUGCUGUGUUUCCAACGGAACGGACAACCGUACCCGAUCUGUGAUACUGACGAUCUCGCCGUGUCGAUAACGCACGGGACUAGGAAAAUAACAGCGGUGAUGGAGCUGGGGUCCGAUGAUCCGGCGCAAGCGAACACGGCCCGUGUCAAGUUCACAGUUCGUACCGCCGGUGUAUAUACUAUUUCCGUUACAAUUGGCGGCGUGCCGACGUGCGGCAGCCCGUACCGGCGCUCGUUCUGCGCGGGCGGCGUGUGCGCACGCGCGUCUCGCGUGGCGCGGCCGCUGGCGGCGCUGGUGUGGGCGGCGGGCCACGCGCGCGCGCUGCACGUGCAGCCGCGCGAUAUCUAUGACAACCCCGCGCCGCUCGACGCUUCCGGCCAGGAGGGCUUCUCGAUCGCGAUUACACCGGUGGGCGGUGAGGUGGACAAGGAGCUGUCGUCCUCGGCGACGUUCGUGUACGACGCGGUGAACCAGCGCGUGACGAUGACGCUGACGUUCCCGCGCGCGGGCAUCUUCCGCGCCGCCGUCUACUACGAUGGCGGGCUGCUACUCAACGGGGAGUUCGACUGCAUCGUGCUUACAGCGAGCGACACUGCAACGGUGCAACGCAACAUUUCAUCGAAGCGACACAACAUUUGCUACGAGGCGCGCCUACUGAGUGGCGGCAAACCGCGUCGGGUACUCUGCUGCAUCAGUCCAAAACAGUUCAUUGUCAAGGACUAUAUACUUAAGUUCAUACCCAAGAGGAUCACGUCGUUUCGACUCUGUCCCAGUACGAAGCUCAUACUAGCCCCAACACCUGAGGGUUCAGGUCCCGGUGGGGAGUUCACGUUGGACGACGGAAUACAGCCUCCGCUGGAGAUGGUGUCACCUGAGCGAGAUCUCAUUGCCGCCACCUUCACACAAUUACUCAUUGCCAACUGCGGUGGUGAAGAUACCUUCAAGAACAAGCAGGAGUUCUUCUACAGCGAGGUGCGCAAGGCGCACGCGCGGCACGCGCACGACAAGGUGGCGCUGCGCGUGGCGCGCGCCGACCUGCUGCGCUCCAGCCUCAAGGCCACGCGCCACUUCUCGCUCGCCGACUGGUGCAAGAGCUUCGACGUCUCCUUCCAGGGCGAGCAGGGCGUGGACUGGGGCGGGGUGCGACGCGAAUGGUUCUCGCUGGUGUGCGGACAGCUGUUCGAUUCCCGCUUCGGCCUCUUUGUCUCUUUCAACGACUCACCCACGGGCCUCGUGCAUCCCAACCCUCACCGGCCACCGCAUCUCAAGCUGAAGUACUUCGAGCUGGCGGGCAAGCUGGUGGGCAAGUGCCUGUACGAGAGCGCGCUGGGCGGCAGCUACCGCCAGCUCGUGCGCGCGCGCCUCACGCGCUCCUUCCUCGCGCAGAUCAUCGGCCUGCGCGUCCACUACAAGUACUUCGAGCAGGACGACCCGGAGCUGUACCUGUCGAAGAUCAAGUACGUGCUCGAGACGGACCUGGACGCGCCGGAUGCGGCGGAGCUGUACUGGGCCGAGGAGGAGUACGACCACACCGGCCGCCUGCUUUACACGCACGACCUCGUGCCCAACGGCGCUUCCAUACGGGUGAACAACGCAACGAAGCUGCAGUACGUGGACGCGCUGGCGCAGUGGCGGCUGGCGGGCCGCUGCCGGCUCGAGACGGACGCGUUCCUGCGCGGCCUGACGUUGCUCGUGCCCGACCACCUGCUGGCCAUCUUCGACGAGAACGAGCUCGAGCUGCUCGUGUGCGGUACGGGCGAGCUGGCCGUCGGGGACUGGCGGGCCCACGCGCUGCUGGCGGGCGGCGGCCGCGACUGGCAGCGCCUGCUGGCGUGGUUCUGGGCCGCGCUCAACGCCUUCACGCCCGCCGAGCGCGCGCGCCUGCUGCAGUUCACCACCGGCUGCUCGCAGCUGCCGCCUGGCGGCUUCCAGGAGCUGAACCCGCGGUUCCAGAUCACGGCGGCGCCGACGUUCGGUGCGCUGCCGACGGCCCACACGUGCUUCAACCAGCUGUGCCUGCCCGACUACGACUCCUACGACCAGCUCGUGCACGCGCUGCUCUGGGCCAUCAACGAGGGCGGCGAGGGCUUCGGCAUGAUCUGAGCUGCUGCUGAAUCCGGCCCCUACAUGAUGGAAGCUACGAAGGUACUCGAUCGGUCCGCUUGGACAUGAAAGGUUGAUGAAGGAUGCGUAUCUGUUUUUAGACUUACACAUGUCGUUAAAUGUGUUAUUUGAAUGCGAGGUGUCUCCAAGUGCUGAUAUAGAGAGAGGAUGUACUCCCAGUAAUACACAUUCUGACCUUAAACAUUUUAAAAUCAUCGUUACCUUGUUUACAAGAAACGUCAGGUGUAAAAUACAUUUGAAAUUUAAUCUAAAUGCGUUAAUAAAUAUCGAAUCGAUAUUUAUUAGUUUAAUAAUGGUAGCACUGUUCCGUAUAACGUUUCCGAUAUGUUUUCUAAAAAAAUACCGAUAGAUUUAAAUUAUCGAGAAGUCGGUAACGGCGUGACGAUAAUAUAUUUUUUAAAAAUAAUAAAAAAAUCUCUGUUUUGCAGCGUCUUACAAUACAAAAGAAUGCAAAAUGCACUGCGUGUAUAGACACGUGGAUGACUGUUGUAAAAUGGUAAAAAUGAUGAUUGAUUUGUUAUUUAGGAUUCAAAGGUUGAUUUAAAUAGAUUCAAUCUGAACAAUAAAUCACUAAUAGUAAUUUAUUGUGCAAACUAUACAAAUAUUUAACACAGUUUAUAAAAAAAACACUUUGAUAUAAAUGAAAAAUAGUAUAGCAAGGCGCGGAUAAAUUGACAACAGCCAACUAAAGAGCUCUGUCAUGCUGGUUGCCGGACCAGUCCUUGGUUGGCAUAUGGAGCGCAAUUCCAGGGUCUGAUGAAAGUAUUAUAGUUUACAGUUCAGUAGAGAGAAUGUUGAAUUCCAAUAAAUCCACGGAAACUAAAGAAAAUCUAAAAAAAAAUCAAUAACAAAACCAAUAAAUAUUAUGAAAGUGACCACUCCUAGUCUAGAAUGAUUGUCUCGAAUUCCGAAAUGAUUGAUUAUUUCAUAUUAAUUUUGAUACAUUUUGUCUCAGUGUUUCUGUACUCAACUUAAGUCCAAUCACACUAAAGGAAAGCAGUUUUAAGGGCGAGCUUUAUAGCAUUCAUUAUUUAAAACUUAUAAAUGAUAAGUAUUGUUAUGGCCCUUUUGUUUUGGAGCUUUGAGGGUAGACAAAAUAUAAGUGUUAUUUUAAGGGUUUACUUGUACUAAUGGUACAUUUUUAUUUUUUAAAUGGAUGAUAAUUGAAUGGUAACCUCGCCUGCGCUAACGGUGUAUGGAUACGGAUGAUAGGUGAGAAUGAAAAGGCAGGUCAUCGUGAUGAAUACACCUGGAAUUCAGCACGAUGGUUUCCAGGGGAGACUCCGUGGAUGUUGACCUGACAGGGUAUAUUGCUAGCAAUGGGACUGGUAGUCCGCAUUACUAACAAUCCCUUACCCCCUUCACUAAUAGUCCUGGUAUAGUUGGUAGUCGAAAACUGACUAAUUAUUGCCUCUUAAUACUCAUUUCCAACUUUUUUUUUUUACUGAUCUCAAUUAAUUUAGGGAGCAAUUAAUGCAUUUAUUUUUAUAUUUUUAAUGAUUAUUAUUUUUAUAUUUUAAUUUAUUUGAGACGUAGAUAUAUUAAGGUAUGAAAAUAUUAUUCUAAACAAUGGUUAUCUGAAACUGUCGAUGUUAAAUAAUUAAUGUCAUGGAGCAACUAGUUUUAACAAUGUAAAAUCGUAAAUUUUGAAUUAAAUAAUAAGAUUUAUUAAUGCAUUGUCUUCGCAAUAAAAUAUUCAGAAAGAACGGUUUUCAAAAUUUGAAAUCGUUAUAGAAAUUCGAACAGAAUAGACUCGAUUUUAUAGUCACAAAGUCUUACUAGUAAAAAUGUAACUAAACAAAGUAAGUAGGAGAUAUUUAAAAAAAACAGUGUAUGAGAGAUAUUUGCAAGGACAACAGAAGUCAAUACAAUUAUUUUUAGAAUUUGUCUGUCUGUCUGUAUGUUUGUUCCGGUUAUCGCGCAUAAAUUACUGCAUCUAAUUGGAUGCUAUUUCCACAUUUAUAUUCCUGAAGGUCUAACUUCUAAACUGGUGUAUCUUUUAUUUUGAUACGCUAUUUAAUAAUAUUUUAAUAAGUAUGUUAUGUAAUUAAAUAGUAGGCAAGUAUGUAUAAGUUACACGAAGACAGUGAGUUUAUAUUAUUAAAAAAGUAUAUCUGACAGAAAAAGUGUACAUACAACCAUCACUAAACUAUGGACGAGCGCCCUCUGGUGUCGAAAUAAAACAAACCACUGAUGUUAGGUCGUUGCAUACAAUUUUCUUUUUAAUUAUAACAGACUCACCUAGCAUACGUGACAAAUAAAACAAUAGCGCCGUCUAACUUUUUGACAGCGCCUUCUGUUAUCAACCUUAGGUACUAAAAGAGACUAUCAAUGCAAUGUUUAUUAAAAACUUAUACAAGAAGAGUACAGACUCUUUCACGAAUUGUGACGAUAAAUAUCGAACCAGUUUCACACAUUCAACAUUUUAUUAGACAUACAGAUAAACACUUUUGAGUCAUCAAUGACACAUGUAAAUUUACAGCUAACUUCAUACAAUCAAAUAACAUAAUUAAAAGAAAAAAAAACAAAAGAUAAACUACAAAAAUAUGUUUUCGCCAUGUGUGUAGCAGUGACCCAAAUAGGCUACAGCUCAGUUUAAAGUUUUGCUUAAAAGCAAAACACUGAUUUUCAGCUGCAGCCUGAAGUUAGGUACUCGGAUGCGAGCAAUGCACUCAGAGUGUCUCUGUCCAAUUAAAAUCCAGACACAAUUUUGACCGAUCUGAACGAUGUAGUAGUUUAAUACACCGCUUCAGCUUACGAUGGAAGCGGAUUCGAUUCCCAUACGCAUAUUUGUAUUUAUGAGAACGAUGUAUCGGUCUAGAUUAGCCUUUCCCAAAGUAGGUGAUAACGCCCCCUUGUGGGCGCUGCAGGCCUAAAAGGCGACGGUAAGAGACCAAGAAAAAAAAAUGGCGGUAAUAUGAAUUGGGGUUGAUCUAGAAGCAAUAAUGGUUUUUAAGUAGGUGAAAAAAUGGGGGCGCUAAAAAAUAAUUUAUUCUCAAAGUGGGCAGUAGACAAAAUGAGUUUGAGUAACCCUGGUCUAGAUGUUUUGCAAUGUAUUUAUUUGUACAAAAAUGUAUGUACGGGUAUCGGCGUGUGAGAAAUCGGUAAAAUAUUUAUGAAAAAAAAAAUAUCGUUAAAGUAUAAAUUACAUAUAGAUGGCAUUGAGUCAUAUGUCCACUUUAUUUCUUAUUAAUAUGAAAAAAAAAAAAACUACAAAUUAAGGAAAGAGCACAAAGAGUCUGGACAUGUCCAGACCAAUCAAUCGAUUGGUUAAUCAUGAUGGGUAAAUACCCUAAUGUUUCUGCAGUAUACUAUAACAGCUGUUUUAUAUUACUAUGUAUAUAAAGAAUAUGGCUUAUGUGAUUAAAAUGACAUUAUUUCUGACUAUUUCUCUGUAUAUCCGAUAGUUGACUGGUAGAGAACACCUAUUUUUCUUUUUUUUACAAUAUUUAUUCCAGUGGCGUAACUAUACCAUUUGCGGCCUCUGGCAAAUUCUUCUGAUGGAUUUUAUUUUCUCACAAAAUAAAGUUGAAUUUGUUUUAUACAUGAAAAAUAAAUAUGUAUGUAGACAUAGCUACAUAUAAAAGGAAGUCAAGCCAUAUGUUAUGCGUUCAAGUUGAAACGAUUUCAAUGUGUUGUAAUAUAACUUUAUGAAUAAGUCAUAAUCCUGCCAAGGUGAGUCCAUCGCGGGUAUGGAAUUGAAAGCGUAUGACAAUAAUAUUGAGUGGUAACAACGCGUCGUCCAUCCUUGCGAGCGCCUGCGGUUGUCUGUAUAUCGCAAACGAGUGCUCCACUUGUCCAUGUAAAUAUUAAUAUAAAUUUAAUAAAUCUAAUAACAUAUAUGUACUGUCCAUAUUAUUUACCACCACAACGGUAACAGUCGAUAUAUGCGUUUCAGUUAUCAGCAAAUAAAUUCAUUUUGUAUUUACACAACGGCCGCCAUUUUGAUUUUAAUGCAUCUGUCAAAAAGAUCGUGUAUGAGGUCAUUUUUCUAUUAAUUAAUUUACCUGUUUUUGUACAUUGAAUACUUUUUAGACGUAAUGUGAAAAAAAAAAACAAAAAUAACAUAAAAUAUUUUAUAUAAAUACAAAAAUUGUAUGAGAAGUCCGGUACUAAAAGCAAUAUUCAUUACCUAUUGUUUAAAAAAUGCCACUCAACAACCUGCUUGCCCAGGUUUACUUAUGGGCUUAAAAUCCCCAAUAAAAAGAUCCAAUAAUGUGUGGUUCCCAAUGUGAAAAGUGUAGAAUCGACAUGUUGAAAGGCAUUAGGGAAGGCCUAGAUCCAACAGUGGAUAGAUAAAGGCUGAAUGAUGAUUUCUCAGUUACUAGACUAUGGUCAAGUCCUAAUAGCCAAAAUAGAACAUAUUCAGAAUAAACAUAGUCAGAAUUCGGUGUUGCAGGCGCACUUAAUGAUUUUUUUUAUUCAACUUAGAAUGGCAAACAAGCUGACGGCCCACCUGAUGGAAAGUGGUAACCGUCGCAUAUAGAAAUGAGCAGUACCAUGGAUAUAACCGAGUAUACUGUUUCGCCCAUGAUACCCUACAUGCGUUGCUAUCUUGAGGACUAAUGUGUUAUUCCUCUAUAUCCUGUAAAUUCACUGCCAUAUCCCACCCUUCAAACCGAAACACAGCCAUGCAAACACAACUGCUUCACGGUAGAAACACGAAUGGGACAGAGGUGCCCAAGCAAAACGACUUUUGUAAAAAGUCACCCUCUGGUUAUCCUAAUGUAAUUUAUAUCGACAAGUUGAGCAUAUUGUCAAAAGAAUAAUAAUUAUAAAUGCGUAAAAAUAAUUAUAUAUUAAUUACUGUACAUAUAUAUAUAUAUAUAUAUAUAUAUAUAUAUAUAUAUAUAUAUUUCUUGUUUAGUUAUGUAAGCAUUUGUAGUAAGUUAUAAAUUGUUGUUUUUCAAAUGAAUCUUAAAAACUCAUUACAAGCAUCUAUGAAAUAUUUUCAACCAAGUUAAAAAAAAGGAGGUUCUAAAUUCAGUUGUGUUUUCUGGUUGUUUGUUGUUCAUUGGAAUUACUUAAAUUUUUUCUGGUUCAUUAGAAUGACUAUUAUAGCGGAUUCAUUAAAUUAGUUAUUUAUUUGUAUGUAACUAUAUAAAUAUAUAUAUAAAUUCUGUAAAUAAACAAAUUACCACAUUUCCCCGUUGAAAUAUUUGAAAUAUGAAUUAUUAUUGUAAAUAUUUAUGUACUAGGUCUAACAAUACUCUUGUGCACAGUGUUCUGGCUUUAAGGCGACUGUGGUAAUCAAUAGUUGAAUAUCACAGUCAAUAGGCUAAACUGACCGUCUACCAUUAGACUGGCUGUACUCUCAUUUGCUACCUUAGUGGUAUAAAAAAAAAAUCCUUACAGAUCUACUACUUUUAUUUGAAUUCUAUCUUAUAUUUUUUUCGAGUUUAGUAUUGGACUCGGAAUUUGCAAACCAUUAUUUCAUAAUAAGACGUAUAAUCGUUAAAUUACAUACAUUUAAGUUAAUAUUCGGUUAAUAUAAUAUCUUUAGACCCAAUAUAUUUAAAUUAACUCGUGUCCCACAUUAUUAAUGCAUUUAAAACGCGGUGGGGCCAUAAAUUUAAUUAAAUUAUUAAUUAUAAAAGGUUUAUUAGAUUAAAUUCAUGUGUACAUAAAUUUGAACAGAGUUGAAGGUCUCUGGGGUCCAAGACCGUAUGUAGAUAGGAAAUUGAAGCACCACCGAAAUAAUUUGCGAUUAAAUAUAACUUGAGUGAGAACAGAAAUGUAACGCACUGAUAGUUUCCAUCUUGAAUUCUUGAUAUCGUUACCAUAAAUAAUAUUGUAAUGAAAGAAAAAAAAAGAUAUUCGAAAAAUCUGGCGAAUUCGUUAAAAGUAUUUGAAUUAAAAACUAAUUUGUAAAUUCCCUUGUUAAUUCAAUAUAUCUGUUUUUCUAAAAUAGCACAAUAAUAUCCUUUACAUUUCUAUUUAUUAAUAAUUAAAAAAAAGCGUUGUUCGCGAAUUAUCUGUUUUUUUUUUAAUAACGAUUUUUAAAAUAUACUUAUUUUUUAAGCUAUGUUUUUUGUUUUAUAGGUGUUCCAAAUGUAAAGAACGGUAGGUUCAAAAUGGCUUUAAACAAAGCUCAGGACAAAGCUUGAAGGAUUUUUGUGUAAAAAAUUAUAUUUAUUUGGAUUGACUUCAAAAUUAAGAAGCUUCUUAAUUCGGUUGUAAGUUUAUAUUAAUUACUAAAUAACUCUAUUAGUUAUAAACCGAUUUGAUUUUUUUUUAUCUGCAACUUACAGAUUACCAUAGAAAUUUUAUCAAAGUUCGUUCAGAAGUUUAGUUUUUAAUUCAAAAUAGUUGUUUUUUUUUUUUCAUAAUUGAAGUUUGUUUUUUAUGGAAUGCAAUUUUAAAUUUAUCUAUAUAGACACGAGCUUCGCAUGUGAUAUCGUGACAUUGUCAUAAAAUUGAGUUCAAAAAUCAUUUAUUGAAAAUAAUCAUUAUUAGAAUGUAUGAAUGAAUGAAUACACUUUAUUUGCAUUAUACAAUAUAGGAAAUAAGCAAGACAAUUAACAAAUAUAACGAUACAGUUGUAUAAGUACAGUGAGCCGGUCUUAUUGCUGAGUGCAAUCUUUUGUUUAUUUCGACAGCAAGAAUUCAAGAUUGAAAUUGCAAUGUUUGUCAGUCCAUCUUAUAUAUAAUAUUAUAUGUAAUAUACCUUUAAUUACUUAGUGUAAACGUAAUUAGAAAGUAUACCUAAUUAAAUUGUACUUUACAAAGAAUGUUCACUCUAGUCAUUGUACGAUGCGCUUAAUUACUUUAAAACUAUGUUUAUUGUUAUCGAAUAAUUAAUUUAAAUAAACGAACGGCCUGCCAGCGGCCGAGUUAACUAACAAAUGUGAAUAUUUUGUAGUUAAUAUUAUUUGUUGAUUAGAAAUGUAAGACUGAAAUAAAUGAUUGAUCACA